GGAUAAUGGAAGGGAAGGUAACGCCUAGAACAAGAAUGUUUGAGAAAGGGUUCGGAAUGGUAGAGACCAAAGGUGCAGGUGAAGAUAGAGAUGAAGGGAAUGUGCCACAAGAGUGAAAAUGAACUAGGUAUCAUAUCGAUGAGUACGAUGAAUACUAUGCAAACUAUCUCAGGAUGAUCAAAUAAAGAGCAGAGACAAACAAAGAAGAUAAAUAGACUUGAAAAGGAAAUAAUAAUGCUGAAAUCAAUCAUUCAAAAUUAUAAAGAGUCAGAUAGAUUAAAUUUUAAGAAAUAUCUCAGCAAAUAGCAAGAAUAAAAAACCUCAAAGGAUAUCAAAGCAGCUAGAUGAGGGCAUCUAUGAAUCUAAUAAAUAUGAAGAACGAGGAAAUAAAAGGAGAGGUACUAAAGUUAAAGAGCUUGAUAUUGGAGUUGAAAUGAAUAAUCAAGACACUUCAUUCAGUGAGAGCUCCGAAGAAUCUCUCUGUUCAAUCAUAAAGCAGAAGACCAAGAGUCAAUUCACACAAACUUAUAGCGCUAAAAGGCGUAAGACGUUUAUAGCUUCUGUUCCUGAAGCUGCUAGCUCUACAGAGUCAGAUCAUAUCGGCCUUUCCAUAAAAAUUCCAGAAAUUCCUGAAGAGGACCCUUUAGAUCAGAUGACUAGGGAUAAAUAUACUAGAAAACUCGAAACCCUUGGUCUUAACUUGAAGGGCAAAGAGAACAUCCUCACCGAUCAUAUCGAUUCGAUGGAUGUGGUCAAAUUCAGGACAAAAUAUGGUAAAAAGAGGGCCAAUUCCUUUGACGGAAAGAACAUGGACAAAAACUCUGAAACCGAGAAAGAUGACGCCUUACUUAAAGUCAUAGAAAAUAACUUUAAACUUUCUGAAGAAAUUGAAGAACUCAAGCAGUAUAGUAAGGAAAAUGAGGAGCUGAAAGAACAGCUUUCAAAGGCAAUUCCAAUUCAGCAGCAGAAGGAGUUGAUCUUAGAGAAAGAUUCUAAGAUCAAUUCUCUCUCAUUGACUCUUGAGAAACGAGAGGAAAUGUACAGUAAGCUAAUGAACGAAUUUGAGUUCCUCAAACGCCGUAUAAAUGAAACCAAUGCUAGUGAUAAAGCCAUGCAGGACAUCAUCAACGAGAAGGAAGAAGAACUGGAGAAGAUCAAUUAUAUGAACGCAGAGUACCGUUCACAGCUGAUAGAGCUAAAGAUCUCUAUGAGCAAAGCCAAAGAUGCUAAUCAGCAGAGCGCCCAAGAGGAGUAUGAGGUAGUGGUUGGUAAUGUAGAAUACCAACUAGAAGAAGCAAGACAGCAGAUAUCUAAUCUGAGUGCUAAAAUUAAAGAGAAAGAUAGUAUUAUAGAGACACUUUUGUCACAAGCGGAGUAUUACAAGAACAAAUACGACAAAGAUAAUGGCAAUAAGAAAUAAAAUUUUCGUUACAAUUUCAACACCUCCCUUAAA
Messenger RNA from Moneuplotes crassus, 1453 nucleotides. Lineage: Eukaryota; Ciliophora; Spirotrichea; Euplotida; Euplotidae. The record is from the annotation of a GenBank genome assembly.